UUCAACUUGAUCCGACGAAAUCAAGGGGAAAGCAAUCGACCAAUUACGAACUCGCCGUCCCGACUUUUAUCUAGCCGUUGAGUUUCGGUUUCUUGUUUCUUUCGUCCCCUCUCUCUCCAUUUUCUGUCAAACCUAAUGAAUUGGUCAUCCGUUUAUGGCUACCUAAAACCCUAAAUAAUUUUCGGGUCUGUAAUUCGUCUUUGACCUUUCUCGCUUCGUCUUCACCUUAGUGUCACGUUCCUUCUCUCUCUCUCUCUCUCUCUCUCUCUUUCUCUCGACGUACUAUUCAAUUUUUCAAACUUAACCAUACUAGACAGGAGCAUCUUGACUUUUGCGGGUACGAAAAAUGUUGAUCCCCAUUUGAUCGAAGGUCGAGGAUGAGUGAUUCGCAGAGCUCGUCUUCCGCGGAAUUGGGCUCCGCCGUCGCCGCCGACGAGAGUGUUGGGAGGACUAGAAGAAGCUCUGAUUCUAGUCAGAUAAUUGCUUCGCCGCCUUCAAGGCACUGGAGAGAUGUUUUUUGGUUAGCGAUAUUUUUGAUCCACUUGCUCGGUUUCAGUCUUAUCCUCGGAGUUCUUGGGCUUAACAGGUUUGAGAAACCGGACAGACUAAAUAUUGGCAACGUAGGUAAUGUGCCAUCUGAUGGUGAUGCCAGAUUUACGGAGGACUACUGGCCAUUAUAUGCUGUAGCUGGUGGUACAGGAACUCUUCUUGGAUGGACGUGGUUGUUGUUUCUGGGUUCUCAAGCUAACCACAUGAUGAAAGUGUCGGUGCAUAUAUUAACUACUUAUCUCGCUGUGAUUAGUGUGCUGUGCUUCUGGGGUGAGCGCUUUUUCUGUGGUGUUGCUUUCGCAGUUGGAGCUGCACUGCAGUUUUUGUAUGUGAUAUCUGUUAUAGACAGACUUCCAUUUACCAUGUUGGUGCUUCAGAAGGCUGUCAAGAUGGUAUGGAAUCUGCCUGAAGUUACAAGAAUAGCAUAUUUGUUUAUGCUGGUUAUGCUUUUAUGGAUGGUAAUAUGGUCCUUCGGAGCGGCUGGUGUCAUUGCAUCAAGCUUGGAUGAUGGUAAAGGCUGGUGGCUUCUUGUGGUGCUCUCUGUAAGCUUAUUUUGGACAGGUGCAGUUCUUUGCAAUACUGUGCAUGUAAUAGUCUCUGGUUUGGUGUUUCUGGUUCUCAUCCAUGGAGGUCGACAAUCAUUGUCAAUGCCACAAAACUCAUUAUUGAAGACACUUCGAUAUGCCGUGACUACAUCUUUUGGAAGCAUAUGUUAUGGAUCACUAUUUACUGCUGCAAUUCGGACCUUGCGUUGGGAGAUCAGGGGAUUUCGGUCGAAGAUUGGAAACAAUGAAUGUCUACUCUGCUGUGUCGAUUUUCUUUUCAACCUUGUGGAGACACUUGUUCGCUUUUUCAACAAGUACGCUUAUGUACAGAUCGCAGUUUAUGGUAAAAGCUUUAACCAUUCUGCAAGAGAUGCGUGGGAGUUAUUUCAGUCCACUGGGGUUGAAUCACUUGUUGCAUAUGAUUGCUCUGGUGCUGUUUUGUUGAUGGGCACCAUCUUGGGAGGGCUUGUAGCUGGAACUUGCUCUGGAGUUUGGGCUUGGUUUAAGUAUAAUGAUAAAGUUGUUAUGGUCGGCUCCACUUCAAUGUUGAUGGGUAUGGUUUUGGUCGGAGUGGCAAUGGCUGUGGUGGAAAGUGCUGUUACGUCUAUCUACAUUUGCUUCGCAGAAGACCCGCAAUUGAUUCAUAGAUGGGAUGCUGAGUUCUUCAACCAGUUAUCGGAGAUGCUACAUCAGCGUCUUCAACAUAGGAGCGCAAGAGUGACAGAAGUUUUGACACACAAUAGAUUCGAUGGUCGGAUACAAAAUACAUUUUCUAUUUGAAAUGUUGAAAUUAUCUUCUUAAUAAGUUAUCGAUGAGAAAAAGAAUUAGGUUCUUUUCGUUGUGCAUAUUGGUUCUAUCACUCAUUCUAGCCAGAUCAGUUUUUCGUGGCAAUGCUGCGGUGUAACUGGGGAUUGAUAGCUAGUUCUUCUUUUCCCGAUUGAUAUUACAAGUGACCGUGUUAAUUCUUCUUCUGUCAAUUGAUGUUACACAUGGCUGUGUCAGUACUUCUUUCGUCAAUUGAUAUACAUUAAAA
Molecule: messenger RNA, 2128 nt
Organism: Eucalyptus grandis
Lineage: Eukaryota; Viridiplantae; Streptophyta; Magnoliopsida; Myrtales; Myrtaceae
Product: CTL-like protein DDB_G0274487
Exons: 7
Coding region: 378-1874 (498 amino acids)
Biological process (GO): transmembrane transport
Cellular component (GO): membrane
Molecular function (GO): transmembrane transporter activity
Source: RefSeq, a predicted model, not a curated record